Messenger RNA from Amorphotheca resinae ATCC 22711, 520 nucleotides. RefSeq lists its product as hypothetical. The record is from RefSeq and is a predicted model, not a curated record. The transcript has 4 exons. The coding region runs from base 24 to 434 and encodes 136 amino acids. NCBI's taxonomy places the organism in Eukaryota, Fungi, Ascomycota, Leotiomycetes, Helotiales, Amorphothecaceae.
UGCACUUUCAACUACUCCGCAUCAUGUCAGCACAAGCCGCAAGUAAGAUCGCCUCGCAAGCCAGCAAGGCUGCCUUCAAGGCCGACGGCCACCUCUUGAACAAGGGGGCAAAGAGAGAUCCGGAACUCUACAUCCUCAUGGGAAUCAUGUCCGGAGCCUUUGGUCUGGCCGGAUACUAUCUCGGCUCAAAGCCCACCUCCGCAACAUCUGAGACCAAGGUCAAUGUUGCCGCUGGCGGCAUGCCAUGGCAGGGCGAGGGCUCUAAGGCCAACGCCGGGGAGGACUUCAGUAAAUACAAGUAUCACCCCCAGGGUGAUUCCAAGAACCCACCUAGGGAGGCUCCAAGCGCACUUCACAGCGUGAUUAUACCUAACGUCAACUUACCCAAGGAGUUGCACGAGAAAUACAACAAGUGGGGCAAGGAGGGAUACUAGGUUAGGAAGGAGAAUAGUGAUACCGGGAGUAUAGAAGGGGAAGAAGCGAUUGUACUUUGUGUAUAUGAUAGACGGGGGAUACUUCC